UAUUCCAAAACCUCCCUCUCAAUCUCUGUUCGGUAGCGUAGAACAAAGGAAGACGCAGGUGUGGAUGGUGUAGACAAAUUUGAAAUUGGAGGGAACAAGCAAAGGAAAAGAAGCGCAUGGCGGUUCCGGCAGAUCCAGCCAUUGACGAAGAAGAGCAGGGUGGUCCAACGCACCACCCUUCCGCUCCGUCGCACGAGUUUUUUUAUUUAUCAACGACAGUUGAUCCCAGUUAUAUAAUCUCCUUAAUAAGGAAGCUUCUGCCUCUGGAUUCUGCUUCUCAGUCUCGGAGUACUUUUAGUGAAGCUGCUUUGAAUGGCCCUAACCAAGGAUCGCUUAACAACGACACAGAAGAUAGGGCUGCGCCCUCUGCUUCUGAUUCUAGUGAUGAAAAGCUUAAAUCACAAAAGAAUAAUUCUGAGAAUAUGGAUGUUGAUGUUUUUUCCGGUGAAUUUUCACACCCUAGAGGUGAAGAUGAAGGUACUGGGGAUGGAUUUGAAGACUCUGGUGUUUCGGUUGGAGAGGAUGCCUGGGAGGAAUAUGGUUGCAUUUUGUGGGAUUUAGCUGCCAGUAAAACACAUGCAGAACUCAUGGUGGAGAAUCUCAUACUUGAAGUUCUUUUAGCAAAUCUCAUUGUUUGCAAAUCAGAGCGUGUUACUGAAAUUAGCAUAGGGAUUGUUGGGAACCUUGCAUGUCAUGAAGUUCCAAUGAAGCACAUAGCCUCAACAAAAGGACUGAUAGAGAUAAUUGUGGACAAAUUAUUUAUGGAUGAUCCUCAAUGCCUAUGUGAAACAUGCCGAUUGUUCACCGUGGGUCUUCAAAGUAGUGAAUCUAUUACAUGGGCUGAGGCGUUGCAGUCUGAACAUAUACUACGUCAAAUUUUAUGGAUUGCAGAAAAUACAUUGAACCUUCAGCUUUUAGAAAAGAGCAUUGGGCUUAUUUUAGCCAUAUUAGAAAGUCAGCGGAAAGUUGUGGACGUUCUUCUUCCACCUAUGAUGAAGCUUGGUUUUACAAAUAUAUUGAUCAGUCUCUUGACUUUUGAGAUAAGCAAAUUAAAGAAUGAAAGAAUACCUGAAAGGUACUCAAUUCUUGAUUUAAUUCUUCGUGCACUUGAAGCCUUUUCUGUUAUGGAUGAUCAUUCUCAGGAAAUUUGUUCAAGUAAAGAGCUCUUUCAACUAAUAUGUGAUCUGGUUAAGUUUCCAGAUAAAGUCGAGCAGGUUGGGAACUGCUGUGUUACUGCUGCAAUUCUUAUUGCAAAUAUGUUGUCUGAUGUUUCUGAUCAUGCUUCUGAGAUAUCCCAGGAUUGGAGCCUCUUAGGUGGUCUGCUUGAUAUAUUCCCUUUUGCUUCGGACGAUGCAGAAGCAAGAAAUGCUCUCUGGAAUGUAAUUGCUAGGAUUUUGGUUAGAAUUCGGGAAACUGAAAUGAGCCCUUCAAGUUUAUAUCACUAUGUUUUAGUUCUUGUCGGGAAAAUUGAACUGAUUGAAGAUGAGCUUCUCAACCAACAAGUUGACUCUGGUCAUGAACCAGAAAGCCUGUCUUCUCCCGGCUCAACAGCGGAUGCUAGAAAUACAUCUCUUGGGAGGAUAAUUAGCAUUCUUAAUCAUUGGACUGCUGCAAAGGAGAAAGCUGAGAAUAAUGUGAUUGCUGAAGUUCCCGUCAGUGAGACAGACGUGAAAAGAAUGUUGGAUUGCUGUCACAAAUUUUCAAAGUAGAAUUUAUCUUGUAAAUUACAGUUGUUCAUAGAAUCUUUGAUAAAUGUACCUUCAGAUGCUGUAUUGUAUUUGCUUGUUCUGCCCUGUUACAUUUAGGUAUACAUGGCUAUCAUUUUUGACAUUG
This is a messenger RNA of Abrus precatorius (Indian licorice), 1833 nucleotides long. Its product is annotated as protein saal1. Bases 117 to 1709 code for a protein of 530 amino acids. The record is from RefSeq and is a predicted model, not a curated record. The transcript has 10 exons. Lineage: Eukaryota; Viridiplantae; Streptophyta; Magnoliopsida; Fabales; Fabaceae.